Molecule: messenger RNA, 7619 nt
Organism: Polypterus senegalus (gray bichir)
Lineage: Eukaryota; Metazoa; Chordata; Cladistia; Polypteriformes; Polypteridae
Product: collagen alpha-5(IV) chain-like
Exons: 52
Coding region: 336-5303 (1655 amino acids)
Cellular component (GO): basement membrane; collagen trimer
Molecular function (GO): extracellular matrix structural constituent
Source: RefSeq, a predicted model, not a curated record
UACCUUGCCCACUGCUUUCCUCAGGUGUUAUGUGCGUUUAAGUGGCAAUCUUAGAGAGACACUGUCGUGAGACACACUGUCUGUUAUGUGACAAGUCCGUCAGGUUCUUUAAAAGAAAUAAAAAACAAAUAAACAAACGCAAGAUUCAAAUUGCAAAGCGAUUUACAGUAGUAUCGCACCAGCACUCUGCGGAAGGCACCUGAGCUGCACGUGGAAUCAGAGAAGUGCGACAUGGAACAUCCUUGGAGCAUACUUUAAAAAGGGACUUUUCUUACGAAGCAAGUUUAACGGGAGUGAAGAACAUUGACAGUGUGAAGAACUGGAUACGUACUGAAAUGUUGCGCGCUUGGGUUAUUUUCCUUUUACUGGUUGUCUUGUUCAGCAGGAAUUUCGAUACUGCUAAAGCGGAAAACGACUGUACAUGCACAGGUAAAUCCCGUUGUCACUGUGAAGGAAUCAAGGGAAGCAUGGGAGAGAAAGGAUUUCCUGGUCUGGUUGGUGUGCCUGGUCAAGUUGGCUUUCUUGGUAAAGAAGGUCUACCAGGGCCAGUGGGCACUAAGGGAGAUCCUGGAUUCACUGGAGCACCAGGACUAAAAGGUUCAAGGGGUCCAACUGGUCCACCUGGCAUUUUAGGUCUUCCAGGGAUUCCAGGUAUUCCUGGAACAGAUGGUCCUGUUGGCCCUAGGGGAAUUCCUGGAUGUGAUGGAGUGAAGGGUGAAGAAGGCUACCCAGGAUUACCAGGAAAACCUGGCUGCCCAGGUGAACCAGGUCUUAAUGGCAUUCCUGGUAUGAAGGGUGAAUCUCCUGCUACAGUAAGGAUCUGUCAGCCGCAGCCAGGUGAUAGUGGAGUGCCAGGACUGAUGGGGACUAAGGGUCAACCAGGAACUUGGGGACAGCCUGGUCCUACUGGUGACCCUGGACCACAAGGUUUUCCUGGUCCACAAGGGAGUCCUGGUUUUCCUGGACCAAAGGGAAUUGAGGGAAUAAGCCACAGAGAUCCAGGCCCCCCAGGACCAAAGGGUGACAGGGGGAUUCCAGGUAUACCAGGUGAAAGAGGAGUGAAGCUCUUUGCAUCUUCACCUGGACUUUGUCAGGGAGAUCAAGGUGAUAAAGGGGAUAAAGGCUUUCCAGGUCCUCCUGGUGUCAUUCCACCAUAUUACAAGGGUGUGGCAGGAGAUCAGGGAGAACCUGGAGGAGAGGGAAAACCUGGAAAAGAUGGCAUACCUGGUGAACAAGGAAUUCAGGGAGACAAAGGACAACCCGGUGACACUGGACCUCCAGGAAUUCCUGCAUCCAAAGGGCUAAAAGGAGAUACCGGUUUAGUGGGACCUCCAGGCCGUAAAAUAAUGUUGGACAGCAAAGUUAAAGGAAAGCAGGGACCACCAGGCCAGCAGGGAUCUUCAGGGCAGCCUGGUCGGCCAGGUCUCAAAGGAAUGCCAGGUCCACCUGGAAAAGCAGGAAAUAGUAUUAUAGGUUCCCCAGGACUUCCUGGACCUCCAGGAUUCAGAGGCCCAAAAGGAGAUACCGGUGACCCAGGAAUCACCCUCUAUGGUAUACCAGGAAAAACUGGCCCCACAGGACUACCAGGAUCUCAAGGCCCACGUGGUCCUCCUGGGCCCCCAGGUCCAAUUAAGGAGAUCGAAGGACCCCCUGGAUUUCCUGGCAUUGAAGGCAUAAUUGGUUUACCUGGAAUGAAAGGAUUCUCUGGACCAAGAGGAGACAAAGGAGAAAAUAAACAAUGUGUACCAAAGAAAGGUGCUAUUGGACCUCCUGGCGUGCGAGGAAAUUCCGGAUCUGAAGGACCUUUAGGACCAAAAGGGUUUAAAGGGCCAGAAGGAACACCAGGACCUCCUGGACCACGUGGUCAACCUGGUUUUCCAGGGAGAGAAGGCCUUCAAGGAUCCAGGGGAGAGUCACCAUACAUGGAUCAAAAGGGGAGCAAAGGAGAGAAAGGCAAUAAUGGAUUCCUUGGAAACCCAGGAAGGAAAGGAUCUGAUGGGAAAGAUGGACGUCCAGGACCUCCAGGUCCAUCAGGAGAAAAAGGAGAAAGAGGACCUAUGGGAUGUAUAGGUGACCUAGGUGCGCCUGGGAACCCUGGCUUCAGUGGACCUCCUGGGCAAGUGGGAGUUCGUGGACUGGUAGGAUAUGGCCUUCCUGGGCCUGAUGGAAGCAAAGGAAAUCAAGGUGUACCUGGGCUACCUGGGAUUCCCGGAGCAGUAGGUGAAAAAGGAACAAAAGGAUACAUGGUAUAUGUUCCUGGAAUUGCUGGAAGUGAGGGUGAACCAGGCUUACCAGGAGAGAGGGGUUUACAAGGAAAACCUGGUGUGGAUGGACUGCCAGGAUCAUUUGGAAGCAUUGGUAGUAAAGGUGAAAGGGGUAUCAGUUCUUUAGGAUUCCCCGGCCCUGUUGGUCUCAAAGGUGACAAAGGAGUUAUGGGGCCAGUGGGACCUAAUUCUGCACCAGGACUACCAGGCAGACCUGGACCAAAUGGUACUCCUGGAUCACCUGGACCAAAGGGUAAUAUAGGAUAUGGAAAUCCUGGCAUUGAGGGUCGACCAGGUCCCCCAGGGGAAAUAGGGAAUAUGGGACCAUGUGGUAAUCCUGGAUUUCAAGGACCCCCAGGAAAAACUGGGGAGCCAGGAGCAAAUGGUGAUCCAGGACAAAAGGGAGAUAUAGGUCCUUCUGGUCUUUCUGGUCCUCAAGGUUGUCCUGGAAAUUGUGAACCGGGUGCUGCUGGUAUUGCUGGUUUUCCAGGGGUAAAGGGAUCCAUUGGCUUAAAAGGUGGUACAGGACUGAACGGACAGAAAGGAGAGAGUGGUAACCCUGGUAUAGAUAUCAUUGGACUUCCUGGGGUAAUUGGGGAUCGUGGCUCAGAAGGACAGCCUGGACAGUCUGGAGCAGUUGGAUUUAAAGGCUUGAAAGGAUUUGCCGGGCUUCAGGGAGCACCAGGUGAAAGAGGUGAACAAGGCAUGAUGGGGUUACCGGGAUCUGUAGGACCACCUGGUCCACCAGGAAUUCCUGGACUUUCUGGACCACAAGGUCUUGUGGCCUCUGAUGGAAGCAAAGGAGAUAAAGGCAGUAAAGGACAAAAAGGAGAAAAGGGAAGACAAGGACCAGUUGGACUGAAAAUAGAUGCGCAUAUUAAAGGUGUCAAAGGCAGUUCUGGAUUGUCAGGUUGCCAUGGGUCUGGGGGAGAGAAAGGAGACAGAGGAUAUCCAGGUAAACCAGGAGCUAGAGGAGCUAAAGGAACACCUGGAAAGGAAGGUCCACAAGGUCCACUAGGAGAUCCGGGAUUACCAGGAAAUACAGGAGUUCCUGGAUUUCCAGGAGAACCAGGCAGCUCUGGAGAAAUGGGAAUUCCAGGCUAUAAAGGAGAGAAGGGAGAGGCAGGAAGUAUUGGUGCUCCAGGCCAUGCAGGUUUACAAGGCAUAACUGGCACUAAAGGAGAUAAGGGAGAGCAAGGACCACAUGGUUGCAGCAUCCCUGGACCUCCAGGGUUGAAGGGUAACAGAGGAAUCCCAGGAAUAGAGGGGGCAAUAGGAGAUAGAGGGUCCCCAGGACAAUCCGGUAUUCCAGGACUUCCUGGCCUUCCUGGGCUGAGAGGAGAAGAUGGAAUUCCAGGAAGACCAGGAGUACCAGGUGAACCAGGUCCAAAAGGCAAUGACGGACUAACAGGACCCCCUGGACCUCCUGGCCCUAAUGGUCUUAGAGGAAUCCCAGGAGAACCUGCAAUGCCAGGUGCCCGUGGAGAAAAGGGAACCCAAGGAACUGAUGGCUUUCCGGGCAGAAUUGGGGAAAAAGGAGAACCAGGUUUACCAGGUCGACUCCCUGGAGAUCUAGGUGCUCCUGGCUUAAAAGGUAUAAAAGGUGAUUUAGGACCACCUGGUUCAUGUGGUGUACCGGGCCAUCCUGGACCCAUUGGUGAUAGAGGUCCUACUGGAAUACAAGGAAUUGUGGGAGAACCUGGUCCACCUGGUAGGCCUGGAAUGCAAAUCGAAGGGCAGAAGGGUGAUAUUGGCCUGCCUGGACUUCCUGGAGUAAAUGGAUUACGUGGACCUGAAGGACCACCAGGAAAGGUGGAGCCAUCCAUUAAAGGAAACAAAGGCAACAAAGGUGCCGAAGGGGCAAGAGGUUUGCAAGGCAUGAUGGGAGACACAGGUCCUGCUGGCCACCCUGGGCUUCCUGGUCUACCCGGCAGUAAAGGAGAAAAUGGAGAGCCUGGUGAACCAGGAUUUCCAGGAGAAGCAGGAAUGAAGGGUGACAGUGGCCGCCCAGGGUUUAGGGGCUCCCAAGGAAUGAAAGGACUCAAAGGGAUACAAGGGCCCCCCGGAAAAGACACCUAUGUGGAGUGUAAAUCAGAACCUGGUGAUAUUGGACUUCCUGGUGUUCAAGGAAUUCUAGGAAUAAUGGGUUUACAAGGAACCCCAGGACUAAAUGGUCCAAAAGGAUUACCAGGCCCAAAAGGUGUUCCAGGAAGGGUUGGACCACCAGGGUUCAUAGGGCAUCCAGGACCAAAAGGAAACAGAGGCAUCCUAGGAGUGAAAGGUCCCCCUGGUUUGAUUGGACUUACCGGCCUGCGUGGACAAGAUGGACCUCCAGGCUUAUCUCUACCCAGUGGACAAAUGCAGGGGUUCAUCUUUACUCGCCAUAGCCAAACAAGAGACAUUCCUUUAUGCCCAGUUGGGACCCAGCAGAUUCUCAUUGGGUAUUCACUGCUUUACAUAAAAGGCAAUGACAGGGCACACGGACAAGACCUAGGAAGUCUUGGAAGCUGCCUACCAAGGUUUUCAACAAUGCCCUUUUUGCUAUGCACCCCUGACAACAUAUGUAACUAUGCAUCAAGGAAUGACUAUUCAUAUUGGCUUUCUACUGAAGAGCCAAUGCCAGCAAGUAUGACUGCAGUUUCAGGGGCACCUUUACAGCCAUAUAUUGGCAGAUGUGUAGUAUGUGAAGGUACUGCAAAUAUCAUCACAGUUCACAGUCAAACAACACAACUGCCAAAUUGUCCUGUCGGCUGGAGUUCACUAUGGCUUGGUUACUCAUUUAUAAUGCACAGGGGUGCAGGAGCUGAAGGUUCUGGUCAGGCACUGGCUUCACCAGGUUCCUGUCUAGAGGAAUUCCGCCACACACCAUUUAUUGAGUGCCAUACAAAGGGAACAUGCAAUAAUUUUGCAGACUCUUAUAGCUAUUGGCUAGCAGCAUUAAAUUCAUCGGAUAUUUUCAGAAAACCACAAUCAAAAACAUUAAAAACAGGUGCACUAGAAAACAUCAUUAGUCGCUGUCGGGUUUGUAUGAAACAAUAAAGCCUGACACUAUAGAAGAAAAUUUUUGGUGCUUUUACCAGUGAGCCGAAAGACUAAUAUUCAGGAUCUCUGGAAAAACAUGGGUAUAAAUAAACUAUGAAGGCAAUAAAAAAAGCACUGGUUUAAAGGUGCAUGAGACUUAAUUCAUGAAGAUGACUCUUUUUAAAUAAUGUCAUGCUGCAUUGAUUAUUUCUGACAAAGUGGUGCUGAUGACAGAUCGGUUAUGGUUCGUAAUUAAUCUGUGGUAAACCUUUAAUUAGUCAAUGAUGACUUGCCGUUCAUCUAAAGAAAAGGUGUCUGUACAAUUUCUCGAAAGCUCAAGAUUUUUUUCUCCUUUGAUGUUGCUUUGCACCAAUGCAAAUCCUGCUUCUCUUUGAUUUUGGAGGAUGAACAGUCUUAUGGCUUCCCUCACUUUCCCUCACUUAAAGCUCUUAGGCAUGUUAUCAGUUCCCUCAUAUUUUCAAUUGAAGCCUUAAAUCACGGAGCAUCAAGUAAAUCACUGCUAGCUUGUAUAAUCAUCAAAUAGAAUAGAAAGAAAAAAAGGAGUCCAUCAGUCAAGAAAACAGUGACUGAUUUAAAGCCUGAGGCAAUGCAUUGUUUACUUCAGUGAAAUAUCUGUGUUGAAUGAAGCACAAAGGAUCUUAAGACCUUUAUUUGAAUCCACGGUUUAUUGCAAUUGUGAAUCUGAAAUCUUUGCAAUUCGCACUGAUAUCCAGUUUAAUUAUACCAAGGACAUUAUGUAGCUUUCAUUUGGAGCUGAGCAGAGCCUGUGGAUACAUUUGACUCUGCAAGUUCUUCAAAAAAAAGAAAAAGUGCUGGCUUAAAUGUGACCUUUCCAUUUAUGAUGUGCCCCAAGUCUGACAAAACUAAAUUCUUUCUUAUUGUAGUUUUUUGAGCUCCUGCCUCUGAUGUUGUGGAAAAGGUAUUUUGUAAUUUACAGAAACAACAUUUGUGGUAGAUUUUGAUAGAUUUCUAAUUUACACCUGUCACUUUAUUCUUACAGUUUGAAAAAUUGUGGUUAAUUUGUGUUGUAUUAAUGAAAACCCUGUUUAGAUGUAUUUAUUGGUUGAAUAUGCAUAUUAAUCACUGUGUCACAAUACACAUUACACAUAAAUUUCAUAACUGCAGUCUGACUAUUGCACCGUGUGCUUUGCUGUUUUUUUAAUGAAUCAUCAGUAGUUGCUAAGGGAAUGAGAGCAGCUUCUGAACUGUUUUUCAUUUUAUAUGUGCGAUUUUACUAUAAUAAUUUUUAUUUUCAUUAAUAUAUAUUAUUAUUUUCAAUUUUCUUUGAAACCCAUCUGCAUGGAUGUAAUUAGCCUAAUCACAUUUAGGAUGCUGAAAACUGUACAGUACUUUAUAUGAUGUCACAAACAGAACAUCUUACUGUAUUAAUGAAACGUCAUAAUCAGGCAAAUAACUGAAUGUAUUUAUGAUGUUUAACUAUUAGCAAUUCGUGUUUCGUACCCUUUUAGAAAAUCCACCUAUUUCAAGAUACAAAAAUGUCAUUCAACAGAUGCAUUCCUCAGUUUAAUAUGAUCUACUUGAUAAGGUGCCACUGGUUCUUGCAUUGCACCAAUGCAGUUAGCAUAAUCUUGAGCCCACCCAAGGCUCUGAACUGGACUCAGCUAGUUUAAGAAUGCUGUGCUAUGUUAUUUUACCUUCUAAGGUAAGUUACAAAACACAGAUAAGCUAUAGCAAGGUUACAAAUAAAUAUUAAGACUCAUUGUAGAGUAAUAAGCAUGUCAGGUAAGUGUCGGUAAACACUACAUAGACUAAGCUUUGAUAGGACAAACAUAACUGCAAAUAAAAGACCAAUACUAUAGGUAUUCCAGUGUAGCCUACAUCAUCUUUCUUGAAAAUUAUGUAUCUGUUCCCAAGUGCAUUCUCACAAAGCACUAUCACUGUGUUUUAAUGGUAAUAUUUAUAAAAGCUUAAAUCUUUAUUUACUUAUGAUAUUGGUGACAUUUUCAAUCCAAACACUUCAGUGGUAUAAUAUGCUCAAAUAAAGCAGUAAUUUAGUUUGUAACCUAGGAAUUACGGUUUCAUUUUGAAAAAGUGUCAGAAGGAACACUCCAAAUGUGAGACCAGUGUACACUUGAGCUCUGGAACUGCUGGACCAACCUUCUAGUACAUCAUUUGUCCUUUUGUCUGCUCUGGCUUUUCUAAAGAAGUUGAGUCACACCCAGGCUUUCUAAAUGUAUUUCUGUGCUAUGUCUAAUAACUAUAUACAUGAUUUCAUUUUUAGAAUUCGAUUACAGAAUUUGUCAAAUUUUCAGAAUUUCUUUAAUUAUUUUGUAAUUUAUUACAUAAUCCACU